UCAGUGCUCCCCUCUGCUGCAGCCCUCACCAGGCUUUCCUUGUCUUCCAACAUGGCCUCCUACAGCUCCUCCGCCCAAACCGCCUCCUCCUACCGCCGCACCUUCGGCCAGGGCACCUACGCCUCACCCUCCCUCAACCGCUCUCUGCUGGGCCACAGCGGCGGCGGCGGGGGCCAUGCCUCCUCCAGGGUCUAUGAGGUGACCCGGAGCAGCUCCGCGCCGGCUUACCGGGUCUCCUCCAGCUACUACGGGAAGCCCCUGGCAACCUCUCGGGCUUCCAUCGGGCGCUCCUACACCGGCAUGGGCGAGACGCUGGACUUCAGCCUGGCCGACGCCCUCAACCAGGAGUUCCUUACCACGCGGACCAACGAGAAAGUCGAGCUGCAGCACCUGAAUGACCGCUUCGCCAGCUACAUCGAGAAGGUCCGCUUCCUGGAGCAGCAGAACCAGGCGCUGGCCGUGGAGGUGGAGCGGCUGCGCGGCCGCGAGCCAACUCGCAUCGCCGACCUGUACGAGGAGGAGAUGAGCGAGCUCAGGAGGCAGGUGGAGAUCCUGACCAAUCAGAGGUCGCGUAUAGAGGUGGAGCGGGACAACCUGGUUGACGACGUGGACAAGCUCAAAAUCAGGCUGCAGGAGGAGAUUCUACAAAAAGAUGACGCAGAAAACAACCUGGCUGCUUUCAGGGCGGAUGUGGAUGCUGCCACUCUGGCUCGUCUUGACCUGGAGAGACGCAUCGAGACACUGCAGGAAGAGAUCGCCUUCCUGAAGAAGAUCCAUGAAGAGGAGAUCCGCGAGCUGCAGAUGCAGAUGCAGGAGUCUCAGGUGCAGAUUCAGAUGGACAUGUCCAAGCCGGACCUGACGGCGGCGCUGCGAGACAUCAGAGCCCAGUAUGAGGGCAUAGCCGCCAAGAACAUCUCCGAGGCCGAGGACUGGUACAAGUCAAAGGUGUCCGACCUGAACCAGGCAGUGAAUAAAAACAACGAGGCACUGAAGCAGGCCCGGCAGGAGACCAUGGAGUUCAGACACCAGAUCCAGUCGUACACCUGCGAGAUCGAUUCGCUCAAAGGCACCAAUGAGUCCCUGAUGAGGCAGAUGAGGGACAUGGAGGACCGCCACGGACGCGAGGCCGGCGGCUUCCAGGACAACAUCGCCCGGCUGGAGGCGGAGAUCUCCAACAUGAAGGACGAGAUGGCGCGCCACCUCCGUGAGUACCAGGACCUGCUCAACGUCAAGAUGGCGCUGGACGUGGAGAUCGCCACCUACAGGAAGCUGCUGGAAGGGGAGGAGAGCAGGAUUACCUUGCCUGUGCAGAGCUACUCCACCCUGAGCUUCAGAGAGACCAGCCCCGAGCACCAGCAGCGCUCCUCUGAGAUGCAUUCAAAGAAAACUGUCCUCAUCAAGACCAUCGAGACCCGCGAUGGAGAGGUCGUCAGCGAGUCGACGCAACACCAGCAAGACAUCAUGUAACCAUCUGCAGAGGAGAAGAAGAAACAACAACACACCUGUCCUUCUGGACAGAUGAGGAAAAGAAAAGAUGUGCAAAUAAAACUAAAAGUGAAAAGACUUUACAGACUCAUGAUUAUGGCCCCUGAACGUACUGCAAUUUGUGAUUUUAAAGCAGGGUGGUAACUUUAUCUCUGCUUAGUGGUGUGUUUUAGCUGGAUGCAACAUACAUGUGUGUAGCUAACUAUGGAUGCACAAGCUGCAAAAAACCUCCAUCUAACAGAAUCAUUUCUGUGUUUAACUGACAUCUAGAAACCUUUUUACUUGUGUCUGUAUCUUGAAAUAAGAAACCAUAUGGACUAAAUAGAUAAUAAUGACUUGAUAAGAUGUAGAUUUUUUGCCAGUAAAAUAUUCAAAUCACAUGGGAAAAAGCAUUUUUGCAUCUGAAAGAAGGUAAAAGCUUUUCAGACGGCCUCCGAAAUAAAACACUUCCUGCUCUGCAAUUUAAGUUAAAUGUCACAGAAAAUGUGUUGUUUUACAUCAACAUCCUCUGCUUUUGCAUCUCACAAAGUAUGCAGAUGGAUCCAAACCUCUUGUAUUAUGAUUCUUCUGGUUUCUUCCCUACACACUGUUCCUCAAGGUCAGAGUCACCGUUUUGUCCGAUCAGGAGCAUUAAGGAGGAUGAGGUGAACUGUAUGUGCAUGUUUGUGCUUAUCAAUAAAGGGACGCAGAAAGGACAGAUAAAAAGGAGAAGAUGGAGGAGGAGAUUAAAAGGAGAUGAAGCGAGAGAUAGGAGGAGGAAAGAGGUUGAGCGAGGUAGAAAAUACAGGAAAGAGAGGGACAGAGAGAGAGAGAGAGAGAGAGAUAAUCCCUUGUGACUUUCAAAUAUUAUUUGCUAAUAAAAGUAAAGUGGAUUUCA
Molecule: messenger RNA, 2362 nt
Organism: Sebastes umbrosus (honeycomb rockfish)
Lineage: Eukaryota; Metazoa; Chordata; Actinopteri; Perciformes; Sebastidae
Gene: desmb
Product: desmin b
Exons: 9
Coding region: 52-1467 (471 amino acids)
Biological process (GO): skeletal muscle organ development
Cellular component (GO): cell-cell junction; sarcolemma; Z disc
Source: RefSeq, a predicted model, not a curated record